Messenger RNA from Pelodiscus sinensis (Chinese soft-shelled turtle), 686 nucleotides. Lineage: Eukaryota; Metazoa; Chordata; Testudines; Trionychidae. The record is from RefSeq and is a predicted model, not a curated record.
UGCACCGUACCUAGACUGAAGAGUAGAGGAUGAGAAUGUGGCCUAGAAGUAUCUGUCUCUCAGACCCCUUUGCUGAUGCAACUAAGGGUGACGACUUACUCCCGGCCGGGACUGAGGAUUACAUUCAUAUAAGGAUCCAGCAGCGAAACGGCAGGAAAACAUUAACUACUGUUCAGGGAAUUGCAGAUGACUAUGACAAAAAAAAACUUGUGAAAGCCUUCAAAAAGAAAUUUGCUUGUAAUGGUACUGUGAUCGAGCAUCCUGAAUACGGUGAAGUUAUCCAGCUUCAAGGUGACCAGAGAAAGAACAUUUGCCAAUUCCUCUUAGAGAUUGGCAUUGUCAAGGAGGAACAGCUGAAAGUUCAUGGUUUUUAAAAUGUGCAUUAUCACAUGAAGAAUUCUGCAGAUUUUGUUCUUACUCGAGCUGACUAAACUGAAAUGGGUCUUUGCAGUAAAUGGACUUGCCACUUAAAGUUUUAUUCACAUUUGCAUGAUUACCGAAAACAUGUGGUGUAUAGACUAGAAACACACAAAAAAAUUUCAGUAAGAUGGUAAUGAAGAACUUUGAAUUUUAACACAUUUCCAAUGGAAACAUUUUAGUGCUGAUUGUUGAGUUUAUGACUUUUCACCUGACUGAUUUACAUGUUUUUGUUGUAUUAAAACCAUGUGUAUGUGUUGCAGCUUAAA